Pyrgilauda ruficollis (rufous-necked snowfinch) is the source of this 6814-nucleotide messenger RNA. RefSeq names its product mitotic deacetylase associated SANT domain protein (gene MIDEAS). The transcript has 14 exons. Bases 756 to 4103 code for a protein of 1115 amino acids. Gene Ontology annotation, cellular component: histone deacetylase complex; transcription regulator complex. Gene Ontology annotation, biological process: negative regulation of DNA-templated transcription; regulation of transcription by RNA polymerase II. Gene Ontology annotation, molecular function: transcription corepressor activity. NCBI's taxonomy places the organism in Eukaryota, Metazoa, Chordata, Aves, Passeriformes, Passeridae. The record is from RefSeq and is a predicted model, not a curated record.
CCAGUCUGUGCAAUGGCAGAGAGAAAGGACACGAAGCCUUAUCUCGCUGAAGACGCUGGCUCUGAACUCGGGGCAUCACAGCGGCGCUUUCCGCCGGGUAUUGGACAAUAUUUUGCAGGGCUUGGCUUUCAAAUCAAUGCUGCAAACUCUCUGCCCGCCCCUCACUCGUUGGGGAUUUCCUCUCCUUCGUUGCCAACAGCAGCGACAGCCAAGCGCAGAAGGUCAAGCGGAGAUCUGUGGACAAGGGCAGGGGGCCCAGGCCCGUGCCGGCAUGAGGCGCUGAGGGCCCGCGGGGAGCUGCGCGGUGGAGGGAGGAGGAGGCAGGCAGCAGGAGGAGGAGUUGAGGAGCGCGGGCCCGGGAGCCUCCCCGCUUGCUGCACUAGGAAGUGACGCUUUCGCUGAGUCCCGGAGAGAAAGAAACAAAGUUUGUUUUUUUUUCCCCCCUCCUUCUUCGCUCCCGCCCCCCUCUGCAAACAGCCGCUCCACGUUCCCCCGCGGCGCCCGCCGUGCCGCGCUGCGCAGGACUUGUAACUAAGUGGACCCUACUGACCUCUGAACCACAGAGUAUAAGAGUGAAAAGAAGUGGGAAAAGCACACAAAGAAAAAGGAAGUGAAUGCACUUUCAUCUGGACUUCUUUCCUACCCUUUAUUACUGAAGCUGAAUGGAAAAGAAAGACUGCUGUGCCUUUCCUCCCCCAGCCUCAGGGAUGGGUGGAUUAUAAAUACUGUGCGUGUCUGGGAGAAUAGACUGAACCAUGAAUCUUCAGGCUCAGCAAAAGUCUUCAAGCAAACGGACUGGGAAACGAGUUGCCUAUUUUAAUGAGCAGGACAUAGCAGUGCCAUCAAAAGAACCACAGCAGCAGCUUAAGGAAGGACAGUACUAUGGUCAUGGAGGGAAUAUACCAGUCUCCCAAACUAUGGAGAUUUCUCAUCCAGGGGGAUUAACAAGCGCACCCAACAAUGUUGCUUUGAUGAACUCUGUUUACAAUCAAGAUAGGGGAGAAUCAGUGAUGAUGCCCCAGUCAGUAACAGCUGUCAAAUGGCAGAAUUCACUAAUGGGAAACCGGUUGCCAGAGAGGGGUGACAGCCACUGGCAGUCUCCACCUUCAAUGUGGAACCACAGUAUGGUUUUUGGGGGCAAUCCAAAAGGACCUCACUCCAACGCUGGCGCCCCAGGCUUCUAUGGCCACCCAGAAGCCCUUAAAAGAAAUCAAGAGAAAGGAGUGUUUGUGUCACAGCUGGAUUUGUAUGGAGAUGCUGUCCAGCAGAUGAUGUCCCAGAAGGCUCAGCUGGAACAGCAAGCCCUAGUUAGACAACAAGCUCAAAUUAAUUCUUUUCAUCAAAUGCAGAAACAGCAGCAGCAAAAUCAAACUCUGCCAUUGCAGCCUUUCCAACUUGCAUUUGGUCACCAAGGCCAAAAGCAAGGUCUUCCUGAGCUGUUACAUGUCUUUCAAGAAGCCCCAACUUCUUCCAGUCCAGCAUUUACUGCACAACAAAAACAGCAAGCUCUUCCCCAGCUACAGCUCUUUGAAAAUUUCUAUCCUCAACAGCAGCAGCAGCAGCAACAGGCUGCCACACAAGCCUUUGGUCUGCAGCAAACAACUUCUAUAGCACAGCCUCAUGUGGCAGCUGCAGCACCUCAGCAUCACAUGAUGCCACACCAGUUUCAGCAAUCAGAGAGGAACCAGGAGCUAUUCAAGGCAUUAACAGAGCAGAACCAACAGACUGUGCUACCUCAGACGCAGAUUCCCUUUCCAAGAAGGUCACGGAGACUCUCCAAAGAAGGUGGCCUGCUGACAUCUGCAGGAGAAGUGUUGACUUCUAAGCAGGCAGAAGAACAACCUAGCAAUUUAUUUCUGCAUCACUGGCAAACACAUCAGCAAGAGGUCCCGUUACAGCAAACACCUGAGUCACUGGCCCACAGUAAAAGUAGCUAUUUGCACCCCAAAAGAUUGGAUCUGGGGCAGAAGGAUGUCCUGGUGAAUAGUGAGCAAUGCCAGAUGGAAGCAGACAGGCAAGCUGCAGCCCAGAAUGGUAGAGAUGAGGAGAAGCAGGCAGCAGCACCUGAAGAACACAGUCAGAGAACUAAUGAUUUUCAGAAUAUCAGAGGUGGUGUAAUCCAGAGUACCCGUAGGAGGCGACGUGUUUCUCAAGAAGCCAAUUUGCUGACUUUGGCUCAAAAAGCUGUUGAGCUGGCUUCCCUUCAGAAUGUAAAGGAGCUGGAUAAUUCAGAGGAGAAGAAGAGUGUACUAGUAACAGCUCCAGGACCUACUGCAGCUUCAAAGAGUGUUGUGGAAUUCGCCAGUUCUUCACCAGCUCCCAAAAAAGCCCGGGAGGAUAACAGCCUUGUGCCUCUUAUCAUUCCUGUGUCUGUGCCAGUGAGAAAAAUUGACUUGCAGAGCCUUGAAAAGGAAAAGUCUGAGGAUGGAAAGCUCCAGAGAGGGCAAACAAAUGAUCGAGCUCCUUGUGAAAGGAAACCUUCUGUGAUAGUCACUCGGAGGCGAUCUAAUCGUAAUACUAACAUGGAGACCUCGGGUCAGCAUGAAGAUCCUGUUCCAAAGGAUGAAGCAGAGGGCUUUGCCCGAAAACCAAAGCAGCGUCCAAGACCCGAGCCACUCUUCAUACCACCAAAAGCCGGCACCUUUAUUGCACCACCUGUUUAUUCCAACAUUACUCCAUAUCAGAGCCACUUACGGUCACCUGUCCGUCUGGCAGACCAUCCUUCAGACAGGAACUUUGAGCUACCUCCUUACACUCCUCCCCCAAUCCUUAGUCCAGUGAGAGAAGGAUCUGGGCUGUAUUUUAACGCUAUCCUCUCUUCAAGCGGUCAUUCAGUUGCACCUCCAAUGACACCCAAAAGUGGUCACAGAACUCUGCUUAGAUCAAAUAGUUCUGAAGUUACCCCUCCGAUUCUUACGGUAGUGGGGGAAGCGACCCCAGUCAGCAUUGAACCGCGAAUAAAUGUAGGAACUCGCUUUCAAGCAGAAAUCCCAUCACUCCAAGACAGAUCUCUGGCAGAAACUGAUGAACAUAAAGCAGAGCUGGUGUGGCAGCCAUGGGGUGACUUGGAAACCAACAAAGUCACCCAAGAGAAUGUGGAAAACCUGCUAGCUGCUGCCUGUUCAAGCAUUUUUCCUGGGGCUGGAACCAACCAGGAGCUGGCGUUGCAUUUCUUACAUGAAGAAAAGGGAAGCAUUCUGGGAGCUCUGACCAAACUGCUGUUGAAGAAGCCAGUGCGACCACCUACCCACCCUUUGGCAGAUUAUCACUACACAGGAUCAGACAAGUGGAAGGUUGCCGAAAAAAAGCUAUUCAACAAAGGCAUUGCAAUCUACAAGAAAGACUUUUUCUUGGUCCAAAAGCUUAUAAAAACCAAAACAGUGGCUCAGUGUGUGGAAUUCUACUACACAUACAAGAAACAGGUGAAAAUUGGUCGGAAUGGGACCUUAAUCUUUGGGGACAUUGAUGGUGCUAAUGACAGAUCUAUGAAAGAUGAAGCUGAAGUUGACAUCAAGAGUUCCCAUAGGUUUGCACGUGUUCUUCCUCUCAGAAGGGACAUCUUCAGUGAGGAACAGGGGCAUGUGGAGGAGGAAGAGGAAGAGGAGGAAGAAGAGGAGGCAGAGGAAGGAUUGGAUAACAGAAAGAGGAGUGCCGAUGCUCUGAAAGAUGAACAGACACUACAGGAUGGUGUAAUAGCCAGCGACACCAAUAUGAGGAGUCACGAGGCAACUGUCACAGGCAGAAUUGGGAGGAAGCCAAGGGAGACAACAGUCAAGCCUCGAAAGCCUAUUACUGCUCCAGUGCAGAGGAAGAAGAGGAAACAGAAGAUAAAACCAGAUGCUACCAGUAAAACACAAAACACAGAAAACACAUUUCCAUGUAAAAAAUGUGGCAGGGUGUUCUACAAGGUGAAGAGCCGCAGUGCUCACAUGAAGAGCCACGCAGAGCAGGAGAAGAAGGCGGCGGCGCUGAAGCAGCAAGAGAAGGAGGCGGCAGCGGCGGCGGCAGCCCGCAGCCAGGCCCAGCAAGAAGAGAGCAGUGACACUGGGAGCAGCAGCAGCGGGAGCAGCAGCACCAGCUCGGAUGAAGAUGGAGAAAUAUAGCAGCAGAUCAGAAGUGGAGGGAGUAGCAAGGCUGGACCCAACCUCCCUCUCUGUGGUCUCACUUUUUUUUGCUUGCACUUUUCUUACCCGAACCAUCUGGUUUUGGUUUCAGUGCUGCCAUUUCCUCAUGCCACAUGUUCCACUUCACCUUGCCAGUACUGACCACACCAGAAUGGUGGAUAACAAGAUUUGUGUCAACUUGGAUUUUUUUUUUUUUUUUUUAAGACUGAUAAGAUUUCUAUUCUAUUUAUAAUGAUAUCCGAGGUACAUCAUAGAACAAUGUCACCUGCAGUGGAAGUAAGUUCUCUCAGGUCAGUCAGACCUUUCUUUUUGUUCUUGUCAGGAAUCGUGGUAGUAGGACUCUUGGAUAUAAAGGUUUCCAUACUGGAGCAAGAAAAUUAAGCUCUACUCUGAGCUAAGUGUAUCCAGUUACUGUGACACUGGUGAUUUCUAGUUGUUUCCUUUCUCAGCAAGUUCUUCUUCCUUUUAUGCUUUCCUGCAUUUCUUUCUGAGCAGCUAUUCAGGCAGACAGCAAGUUUUGUGGAAAGAUGGUGUGCACUUUUGACCUCUGUUUCACAAAAAUGAAAAGCAGGAUGAGCAAGACACUCUUCUUCCUUUUGAGAGGAAGUUUUAUUUUUCAAAUGGAAGCUAAAAAGAAAAACUGAGGUCAGUUGUCUUAUGGCAUUAAGAACAUAGCAAUGGAUAUAAAAAUAUCCUGUGGGAUAAGAGUAGCCACAGGCCUUGCAGGUUGGCUCAUCUUGGAAAACAAAAUAGUCAGCCUUUGAUUAACUUAAAGGAGUCUGGGCUUCACAAGUGGAAUUUGAAAUGAAAAUUGCUGGGUUUGAAUUUAUAUAAAUGGGAGCAAGUUUGUUAGUGAAAAUGAACCCAGAUCUUCUUGUGUGCUAGAUUAUGUGCAACUCAAAAAUGGGAGGAGUGGAGUCUCAUCUCCAGCAGUCAUCCCUCUGUGAAUGCUUUUACCUCUCAAUAUCCUCUUCUGUCUUGUAGCAGCCCUCAUGUACUCUUUGAAAUUGCCAUCAUCAAGCUUUUAUGGCAGGGCCCUAGUUUCCCAGGCAGUUGCUGUCAGACAGUAUGUACAGGAGAAGCUUGUCACCUAUUUGCACACCAGUGGCAGGGCAGUGCUGCUUGCUGGGUUGUCCUGCUAUGAGCUGUUCUCUUUGCUGAAAGGCUGAUUAUUCCUUCAGAACUGACACAAGCUAGUAGCCCAAAAAGUCUAGUCACCAAAACCUGCUCGUGAAAGAGAGUUAAGAAGUGGCCCAGGUGACAGAUGUUAAAUUUGCACAGGAUUGUUCCAUACAUCUUUAUAGCCCACAUUAAUCAUUAUUUUGUAAGGAUGCAGAGAAUCACUUGUGCUUCAUGGCCAGCUGGUGCCAUCCUGUAGCCUGGCUGCCCAGCUUCCUCCCUCCAUCCACUGCUUAGGAGCAGCACUGAUCUCCAUCUUCUCGGGUGCUGGCACUGUGUCAGACCAGACAAUACUGAAGGAGCUGAUUGCCCUUGUCUUCCCCAGCAGGGAUCCAGGAGAUGUUGUUGUACAUGAACUACUGAGUGUGCCUGACUGGCAGAUUUUUUAAAUUUAAAUCUUGACCCUUCCAGCUGCUAGAUAAAUUCCUGGUUAACUAUAGAAAGAGGCUUUAACUCCAGCAUGUCGUCUGUCAGUCUUCUUGCCCUGUAGUUUUAUGCAACCAUGAUGGCUUCACUCUUUUGUUUGGGAGGCUUUGUAUUGUACAGCGUUUGCUUUGAUAUAUCUAUGCCUUUGCAUAGAAUCCUUUUUCUGAAUAGCAGAAACAGUUACUACUCUUACAAAAUCAGGAGGAACAUCAUUAAGGACUGCACUCUUUGCAAAGUUGACAGUUUCACCUGUAAGUGUUCAAUUUUCUGUCAAGAUUGUAUUUUUCAUUCCUAUCAAAACUGGGGUUCCUUUCAGCAUUUGGAUGACUGUUCCAUGUUCCUACAUGGAAUGGAUCUUGUUGACUAACCAAGAAGCACAUGACACAUUGUGAACUGUUAAAAUAAUUCAAAAACUGCAACGAACUAAAAGCUGCUUCUUUAAAAAGAAGAUUAAGCAAAUCAGUCUUCCUCUUAAGGAUUUCAGUGUUGAUUUUUAUAUUUUUUUCUUUCAUUAACUGGGGGAAAUGCUUGUCUGCCAUUAUCUUAGAGCCCUUGGAGAGAAUAGAAGCUUUAGCACACUGUGUCAGGAGAAACAGUAGGUGAAGCAACUGCAAGCAUUAUUAGUCUUCCAAAGGCCAGAUCAUUCUCUGAUUCUCCCUAUUUUAGGAAACUGAUAUCAUUUUUCCUCUUCUCAAGGACAAGCUGUUGAGGUGCUGAUUAGAACAAAUCAGAGAUUUUCUUUACUUGCAUAAAAAUGUUGUGUAUAUUAUGUUCUGAUUCCAGUACUGGUUGUUUCUCUCUCACCCUGCUGCAGUUUAAGUAGAAUAGAACAGGAAGACUGGAUACAGUCUGUUACUGGAAGAAAAUCAGAAAAGGGCUUUUCUGAGGAUAACCUCUAUAGCAACUAUGGGUCAGCAGGGAUGACCACAAUCAGGUAAAUGUGCUAAGUAAGUGGAGUCAAGUCGGAAUGUUUCUGAGCAUACUUCCAAAUUGCUGGUAGGUAUCACGGCAGGUUCCAGCCGGGCUGAGCCCGGUGGGGUGCCAUGGCCAGGAUAACUCAGUGGAGGCUCACACCACUGCUGACC